UGCGACGACAGUGGACAGCAUUCAUAGAACUGAAAUCGGGAAGUGUUGAUCAUUCGUUUGUGUGUGGAGUCCUGAGUAGCACGCGCGGCUCGGUUUCUUCUUAAAGCUGGAAACAAGCUAGCAAAGAGGCAUUUUUUCUGCCACUCGGACUUAAGAAACCCAAAAGAACAAAAUCCAGCAGCUACUUAAAGACAUUCUAAAAGAAACCAAAAAUUUAAAAAAAAAAAGAAAAAACGAACGAAUCGUCUCAAUCAAUCGUCUAAUCCUAGAUUCUCUAAUCCCUCGUCUAACGAUUUCGUUGUCUUUGUGUAAAGCGCGUCUACGCUGCCAUUUCAAAAGUCAUAAAUUCGCGCAACGUCUUACGCUUGACGGAUUAUCGUCCUCAACGCGGCACCCAUCACACUCGUUCACGUGUCAAGGACUUAUUUUUCAACUUCACCAUGCCGACCGUUGCCGAGGAAUCCAUAGAUGCCUUCCAGAACUACUAUGCCCGUCCACCAGAGAGGCCCAAGAAGAAAUCCUUCAAGCAGAUGGUCUAUGACAAUGAGACACAGGAAUAUUUUGGCAGAACCGUUGAAAGCUGGGCAAAAAUUGGCGUUUUCUACACAGCAUUUUAUGGUGUCUUAGUGGCGCUGGUUGCCAUUUGCAUUUGGGCCUUCUUUCAAACGCUAGAUCCUCGUAUACCCAAAUGGACAUUGGAUGGAUCGUUGAUAGGAACAAAUCCAGGUCUUGGCUUCCGACCUCUACCUGAAAUGGAGAAUGUUGAGAGCACUCUAAUCUGGUACAAGGGUACUCAACAUGAAAACUACAGACAAUGGACGGAUUCUUUGGAUGAAUUUUUGGCCGUUUACAAAGUACCUGGUUUAACCCCCGGCCGUGGUCAAAACAUUUACAAUUGCGAUUACAAUCAACCCCCACCAAAGGGACAGGUGUGCGAUGUGGACAUUAAGACCUGGUCUCCUUGCACCAAGGAGAACAAUUACAGUUAUCACAAGAGUUCGCCAUGUGUGUUCUUGAAAUUGAACAAAAUCUAUGGUUGGAUACCAGAAUUCUAUAAUAGUUCAAGUGAAUUACCUGAGAAUAUGCCCAAGAGUUUGAAGACCUACAUAACGGACAUGGAGAAGACACAAGCUCAUAAGAUGAAUACUGUGUGGGUUUCUUGUGAGGGUGAAAAUCCUGCCGAUCAAGAAAAUGUUGGUCCUGUGGACUAUUUGCCCAUACGAGGCUUCCCCGGUUACUUUUAUCCCUACCAAAACUCGGAGGGUUAUUUAAGUCCUUUGGUGGCUGUGCAUUUCCAAAGACCGAAACGUGGCAUCAUCAUCAACAUCGAAUGCAAAGCCUGGGCACGCAACAUUAUUCACGAUCGCAAGGAGCGAUUAGGAUCGGUGCACUUUGAACUUUUAAUAGAUUAACAAACUUCACGGCGGCUACAGUGAAGAGUGAAGAAGAAUAAAACCCGUUCACCCACACAUACACACAGAACAGAACAACAGCAACACCAACACAAACAAAACAAAUAUUUAUUAAAAUUUCGUCUAAUCAUUUUCUAAUAACUUUUGUGAAAAUUACCAACGAUUCAAGCACACAAAAAAACAGUGUUAAAGCCCAAGCAAAGCAAAUAUAUACAAAUAUUUUUUUAAAUCUGCAGCCAGAGACAACUGCAGAGCCUAGCCACACCAUUGUUUUUUUUUU
Molecule: messenger RNA, 1692 nt
Organism: Stomoxys calcitrans (stable fly)
Lineage: Eukaryota; Metazoa; Arthropoda; Insecta; Diptera; Muscidae
Gene: nrv2
Product: sodium/potassium-transporting ATPase subunit beta-2
Exons: 6
Coding region: 441-1412 (323 amino acids)
Biological process (GO): intracellular potassium ion homeostasis; intracellular sodium ion homeostasis; sodium ion export across plasma membrane
Cellular component (GO): sodium:potassium-exchanging ATPase complex
Molecular function (GO): ATPase activator activity
Source: RefSeq, a predicted model, not a curated record